AUGCCAAAGUACGGUUCCCUUGACCCGUUCGAUCCAGACAGUGGUCCCUGGCAAGAGUACCUGGAACGUGAGCAGCAAUUCUUCGCGGCAAACGAGGUGCCGGAUGCCAAGAAACACGCGGUGUUCCUCCGCUGCUGCGGGUCACGCACCUACUCGAUUCUGCGCAGCCUUCUUGCACCGAAUAAACCGACUGAGACUACGCUUGAAAACUGCCUGAAGACGCUGAGCGACCAUUUCUCGCCUAAGCCGUUGAUAGUGGUGAGUCGAUUCACGUUCAAUAGUCGCGUUCGGGAAGAGGGUGAAUCACUGAGCGAGUUCGUUGACGCCCUCAAGAAGCUCUCAGAACACUGCGAGUUCGGCACAUUUCUGAAGGACCUGCUUCGUGACCGUAUCGUAUGUGGCAUAAGGGACACGCAGAUGCAGACGCGCCUGCUAGAAGAGCCGAAUCUCACAGUCGGCACCGCGGUGUUGACUGCUCUCGCCAUUGAGUCUGUCAAGCGCGACGCGUCGGAGCUCUGCGUAAUGGAAGGGGCUGUUUCUGCGAAUGUAAAUGUGAUCAGGACGUCGGAUAAAAAACAUGUGAGCUGCUAUCGGUGCGGUGACGCCCACUACGCCACGGAAUGUCCGCACAUUCGCAAAAUUUGCAGUUACUGCAGAAAGGUCGGUCACCUAGCAAGGGUGUGUCAGUCGAGAGACGCUGGCAGCAACCACCGAGCGUCCACUCAACAGUUCAAGAAAAAUAACGCUAACAAGCAGGUUUGUGUGCCUGCAGUUGAAGACUCGCACCACAGCACACCCAAGUCAGUACAGCGCAGCGCCGUUUCUUCAUCUGACGAAGAAACUGUCUACAACAUGUGGAACUUGGUUCCAAGGCCCAGUGUUCCUGCACCUAAGCCUUUCACGGUGCAGCUGGAAGUACAGGGGCGUCCAUUCAGAAUGGAACUCGACACUGGGGCGAGUGUGUCCAUCAUUGGAAAAUCAACUUUGCCCCGUCAAUUUCCGUCGCUACCUCGUCAACCAUCCGAAGUCCAGCUCAGAAGCUACUGUGGUGACCUCAAGCCUGUGGCUGGUAAGGUGACUGUGUUAGCGAAGUACAACCACCACGUUCGAGUGCUUCCACUGCUCAUUGCUGAAGGUGAUGCCCCAUCACUUCUAGGAAGGAAUUGGAUUGAGGCACUGAACAUACCCGUGUUCAAUGUCGCUGAUGUCUGUGCUUUGAGUGAUGUCCAGCAACUAAUUGACCAACAGUCCAUAUUGUAUUCCGAUGGUCCAGGAACAUUUCAGGGCGUGUCAGUUAAGCUGUCAGUCCAAGAGGGAGCAAAGCCACGCUUCUUCAAGGCUCGUACAGUUCCGUUUGCACUAGUGGACAAUGUGUCUGAAGAGCUGUUGAGACUCCAGCGAGAACACAUCCAGGAGGCAGUCGCUUCAUCUGAAUGGACAGCACCAAUUGUGCCAGUGUUAAAGAAGGAUGGUAGCCUUCGCAUUUGUGAGGAUUACAAGGUGACGGUUAAUCCGGUUGCUGUUGUUGAUAAGUACCCAAUCCCUAAAGCAGAAGAACUGUGGGUCAGACUCUCGGGUGGAGUCAAGUUCACCAAACUUGAUCGCAAGGAUGCUUACCAGCAAUUAGUUUUGGAGCUCACUUCAAGGAAGCUCACUACCAUCAACACACCAAAGGGGCUACUCCAAUACAAGAGGCUACCUUUCGGAGUCUCAGCAGCGCCAUCCGUUUUUCAGCGAGAGAUGGAGACUCUCCUUCAGGGCCUACAUCACGUCGUGGUAUACUUUGAUGAUACCCUGGUGACUGGCACGGAUGACAAAGAUCACCUCAACAACCUUGGCAAGGUUUUCCAAGGAAUUGAAGAAAGAGGACUCAAGCUGAAGCACAGCAAGUGUAAGUCUAUAAUGGAUAGUUUGGAGUACCUCGGUCACGUCAUUGACACAUGA
Dermacentor silvarum is the source of this 1944-nucleotide messenger RNA. RefSeq lists its product as uncharacterized. The transcript has a single exon. The record is from RefSeq and is a predicted model, not a curated record. Bases 1 to 1944 code for a protein of 647 amino acids. Lineage: Eukaryota; Metazoa; Arthropoda; Arachnida; Ixodida; Ixodidae. Gene Ontology annotation, biological process: proteolysis. Gene Ontology annotation, molecular function: nucleic acid binding; aspartic-type endopeptidase activity; zinc ion binding.